CCCUCGCCGGAUGUGACGUCUCGGCGUUUCCUGUGUACAUGGUAGCCUACACAUUGGCCAUGCUUGUCUGGUGAAAAGUAUCAAUAAUAGACAUUUUACAUCAUACACACAUUGGAAAUCAUCUGGAAUCAUGUCCGGGCGACAAAACAACAAACUGCCCAACAACUUACCACAAUUACAGAAUCUGAUAAAGAGAGAUCCACAGUCAUACCUAGAGGAGUUUCUUCAGCAGUACCGACACUACCAGUCCAAUGUGCAGAUCUUCAGACUGCAGCCUGACAAGCCUAACCGGGAGCUGGCAGAGCUUGUCAUGUUCCUGGCCCAGGUGGGACACUGCUACCUGCAGCACCUGUCUACCUUUCCUCAAGAGCUGACCGAGCUGCUCCUGAGCCAUCACACCAUCCUCGAGCCAGACCUACGAAUGACCUUCUGUAAAGCGCUGAUUCUUCUGAGGAACAAGGACCUGAUCAACCCGACCGGCCUCCUGGAGCUCUUCUUUGAGCUUCUGCGGUGUCAUGACAAGCUGCUGAGAAAGACCCUGUAUACACACAUUGUAUCAGAUAUCAAAAACAUCAAUGCCAAGCACAAAAACAACAAGGUCAACACAACGUUACAGAAUUUCAUGUACACCAUGCUGAGAGACAGUAAUCCCAUAGCAGCAAAGAUCUCUCUAGAUGUGAUGGUGGAGCUGUACAAAAGGAAUAUAUGGAAUGAUGCCAAAACAGUUAAUGUCAUCACAACAGCAUGCUUCUCCAAGGUGACAAAGAUCCUUGUAGGAGGACUCAAAUUCUUCUUGGGUAAAGAUGAGGAUGAGAAGAAUGAGAGUGACUCAGAAUCAGAGGAAGAGGGACCAUCAGCUAGAGACCUGAUGGUGAGAUACUCGACUGGCAAGAAAACCUCCAAGAACAAAAAGAAGAUGGAGAAGGCCAUGAAAGUCCUCAAGAAACACAAGAAAAAGAGGAAACCAGAAGUGUUCAAUUUCUCCGCAAUUCACCUAAUUCAUGAUCCUCAAGAUUUCUCAGAGAAACUCUUGAAGCAGCUGGAGGACUCAAAAGAGCGCUUUGAGGUGAAGAUCAUGAUGAUGGAGCUCAUAUCCCGACUAGUGGGGAUCCAUGAGCUCUUCCUUUUCAAUUUCUAUCCCUUCAUCCAGAGGUUUCUCCAGCCCCAUCAAAGAGAAGUGACAAAGAUUCUCCUUUGUGCUGCCCAGGCUUCACACCAGCUGGUUCCCCCUGAGAUUAUCCAACCUGUGAUCAUGACUAUUGCCAACAACUUUGUGACUGACAGGAACUCCGGGGAGGUGAUGACUGUUGGUAUCAACGCCAUCAAGGAGGUGGCAGCCCGCUGUCCGCUCGCCAUCAAUGAAGACCUUGUGCAGGACCUGGCCCAGUAUAAGACUCACAAAGACAAAAAUGUGAUGAUGUCUGCCAGAGGACUGAUUCAGCUGUUCAGGAAUCUCAACCCCCAAUUGCUGCACAAGAAGGACAGGGGGAGACCCACAGAGGCGUCAGCAGAGGCCAAGAUAAGAGACUAUGGAGAGCUGGAAGCUAAAGACUACAUCCCCGGAGCUGAAGUCCUGGAGGUGGAGGAGGAGAAGGGAGAGGGAGAGGAGGAUGAAGAGGGCUGGGAGAGUGCCAGCAUUAGUGAUGAUGAUGAAGAUGGUGAGUGGGUGGACGUUCACCAUUCCUCUGAUGAAGACACAGGAGAAAUGGCGGAGAAGCUCCAGAGCAUGCCCGCUGAGGAAAGGAAGGCUAAAGCAGCAGCGGUCAGUGCCAGCAGGCUGCUCACUCAGGAUGACUUUAAGAAGAUUCGUCUAGUCCAGAUGGCCAAGGAAGUGAACGCUGCUCCAGGCAGGGGCCAGAAGAGGAAAACAGUGGACAUUGAUGAUGAUGAGGGUGACAGCAGAGGGGAGCUGCUGACGUUGAGGAAUAUUGAGAAACUGCACAAGAAACCCAAAGCAGACAAGGAAACACGACUGGCAACAGCACAGGCUGGACGGACAGACCGGAAGGAGUUUGUCAAGAAGCGAACCAAGUUGAACCCAUUCGCCAGCACCAGUAACAAGGAGAAAAAGAGGAAGAAGAACUUCAUCAUGAUGAGGCACAGUCAAAAUGUCAGGAGCAAAGGCAAACGCUCCUUCAGAGAGAAACAGAUUGCUCUGCGAGAUGCUCUCCUGAAAAAGAAGAAGCAGUAUAAAUAGAGUAUGUGGAGGCAACGAGAACGGCAUCACCAUUGCCUUAUUCAGCGUUUUGUUCCGUGUCUAUCAUCCUGCUGUGGAACCCUGGCAGUGGGAUUUUUGGUGGCUGUCACGAACCUGACCUUUGACAGUAUCAAAUGACAAUGUACAUCUUUUAAGUGGCUUGUAAAAUCUUAUCAGUGACUUGAUUGUUUGUAUUAUUUUCAUUGGCUCUAUUAGAGAAGUGUAAAUUGCGCUGAAAUAAAUAAUCAUUUCAUAA
Messenger RNA from Myripristis murdjan (pinecone soldierfish), 2453 nucleotides. It is a transcript of the gene sdad1, whose product is annotated as SDA1 domain containing 1. The record is from RefSeq and is a predicted model, not a curated record. Gene Ontology annotation, cellular component: nucleolus. The coding region runs from base 131 to 2197 and encodes 688 amino acids. The transcript is spliced from 22 exons. NCBI's taxonomy places the organism in Eukaryota, Metazoa, Chordata, Actinopteri, Holocentriformes, Holocentridae. Gene Ontology annotation, biological process: ribosomal large subunit export from nucleus; ribosomal large subunit biogenesis.